AUGGCCACUCCAAACAACACAGAACCAUUCCCGGCUGUAGGCGACGAGACGAGCGAAGCCACGCGCGGCCCGAGCCACGAAGAUGGGCGCAGCACUGCCGCCACCCGACCGACUGCGUCGUCGUCCAUCAGUAGUCGCAUACGACGUCUCUCCGUGACGUUUGAGGAAUCGGGCCCUCCAGAGGGAUUUAUGGCUGCCACCGGCGGCAUUGCUUCCUCCAUGAUCACAGGGCGUCCUGCCAGAGGCUCGAUAUCAUCGUCCAUUGAGCGGCGCGACUCCGCGAAUCAGGCGCAAGAUGCGUCGCCUGGUCCCAUACGAACCAAUACGAUACACUCGGUGGCGGAAGAACAAGAGCCCCAGCACAUGUCCUUUAAGCCGUCUGCCGCUAAAUUGAACGAGCCCUCUGCGACCGCCGCUUUUCCGAAUGGCUACCACUUCCCCCCCAAACAUUCAUUUUGGCAAUCCACGAAAGACGCCAGCAUAACGUUUUGGAAUUAUUUCAUCACACCUGUCGGGUUCCUCGUGACUUUAUAUGGCCUCAAUGUUGUAGCAUGGGGCGGCAUGCUGUUUCUUCUUCUCUGCAAUGCCUCUCCUGCAAUGUGUCGUCCGAACUGCAACGACAUCAACUCUCCUCGACGUAUCUGGAUUGAAAUCGACUCGCAGAUCUUGAACGCCCUAUUCUGCGUGACUGGCUUCGGUCUGGCGCCGUGGCGCUUCCGAGAUCUGUAUUUUCUUAUGAAGUACCGAUUGGGUGGCCAAGAAGUUGGCCUUCGCCGGCUGGCAGGCAUUCACCGAGGCUGGUUCCGUUUACAGGGAUCUUCGGAUCUGGAACCAUCCAUCGGCCCUGACAAUGUUGCGAAUCGGCCUAACAAGGGGGAUUCUGACUCUGUCCCUUACCCUGAAGAUAAGAUCCCUGAUGCUCCUCUCACUGGCGUACGAGCCCGCGCCACGGCCCUGUGGAAGCUCGAUUUCGUUAUUUGGUUCAUGGUGGGCAACACGUUACUUCAGUGCGUUCUCUGUGGAUUCAUGUGGGGAAUGAACAGAUACGAUCGACCCAGUUGGUCUACUGGUCUCUUCGUAGCAUUGGGCUGCAUCGUCGCCAUCAUUGCGGGUCUCGUCAUGUUCUUCGAAGGCAAGGCCGUCAAGGGCGUCGAGGGUGUUCCUAUUAGUCAGGCUGACAUGGAUCUGCUUGCGAGAGACAGGGAGCGUGGUAUCUACCACUAUAAUAACAUGGGGGACAAGGACGAAGAGAAGAGCAGGAAGGAGAAGAAGAAGGGAACCAAGACGCGACACGGUGAGGAAGAGAGACUCAAAGAGGCAGGCGUUGUUGUAAACAAUACUUGA
Messenger RNA from Akanthomyces muscarius, 1344 nucleotides. RefSeq lists its product as uncharacterized. The coding region runs from base 1 to 1344 and encodes 447 amino acids. The record is from RefSeq and is a predicted model, not a curated record. The transcript is spliced from 2 exons. Lineage: Eukaryota; Fungi; Ascomycota; Sordariomycetes; Hypocreales; Cordycipitaceae.